Nerophis lumbriciformis (worm pipefish) is the source of this 3428-nucleotide messenger RNA. RefSeq names its product xylosyltransferase II (gene xylt2). Gene Ontology annotation, biological process: heparan sulfate proteoglycan biosynthetic process; chondroitin sulfate proteoglycan biosynthetic process. Gene Ontology annotation, molecular function: protein xylosyltransferase activity. Gene Ontology annotation, cellular component: membrane. NCBI's taxonomy places the organism in Eukaryota, Metazoa, Chordata, Actinopteri, Syngnathiformes, Syngnathidae. The record is from RefSeq and is a predicted model, not a curated record.
CCCGGGAGGCAAAGAUGGUGGCCAGCAGGAGAGUACAGAGGCUCCUCCGACGAUACAAACUCGCAAUUGCCGCCGCCUUGACCAUCCUCCUGAUCCAGGGUCUGGUCGUGUGGAGCCUGAGGAGUCUGGAGGAGCGCGACGAGGAGAAAAAAACCAGGCGGUCUAAACUGCCUGACCAGAGCAGCCAGGACCAGAAGAGGGACACGGCACUUGUGGAGAGACAAAACUCUCUGUCCGGGAGGGACGGGGGCAGAUGGAGCGGCAGGCUGGAAAGGAUCGGGGGCACGGCGGCCAGCGCCCUCAGACGGGGGACCAGUCGGAGAGCAGGCAAGCCCGGCACCAGGAUGAAGACGGACGCAGGAGUGGACGGCGCAGCACCCAAUGACACACACAGUAGCCGGAACUUGACUGACGGCGCGCUCAGGUUGUCCGCCGCCGUCUUAGCGGGGGAGCCGGGCAGCGUGGACGGCGCCCACCAAGCCCCCGGCAGCGACUUUGAGCCCAAAUGUGACAUCAGCGGCAAGGACGCCUUGUCAGCUCUGCACCGCGCCAGCACACAGGAGUGUCGCCAGGAGAUCGCAAACGUCGUGUGUCUCCAUCAGGCGGGGCAGCUCAUGCCCGACGCCCUCCCACAGUUCUGCCCCCAAGUCGGUGUCACAAAUCUUGUUCAGGCCGAGCUGGACAACAGCCUGCCUAAAGUGGAGAACCCUGUCAGGGUGGUUUUUGUCCUGAUGGUCCACGGCCGCGCCGUACGGCAGCUCAAGCGUCUCAUCAAAGCAAUCUACCACCGCGAUCACUACUACUACAUCCAUGUUGACAAGCGGUCGGCCUACAUGCACCGGGAGGUGGUGCAGAUGGCCCAGCAGUACCCAAAUACUCGUGUCACCCCCUGGCGGAUGGUGACCAUCUGGGGCGGGGCCAGCCUGCUGAAAGCCUAUCUCCGCAGCAUGCAGGAUCUGCUCUCCAUGCUGAACUGGAAGUGGGAUUACUUCAUCAAUCUCAGCGGCACGGACUUCCCUACCAGGACCAACGAUGAGCUGGUGGCCUUCCUGUCACAGCACAGAGACAAGAACUUUCUCAAAUCCCACGGCAGAGAGAACACCCGGUUUAUCAAGAAGCAGGGCCUGGAUCGACUCUUCCAUGAGUGUGACAACCACAUGUGGCGCCUGGGAGUCCGCACCAUCCCAGACGGCCUGGAAGUCUCCGGUGGCUCGGAUUGGUUUGCACUCACCCGCCGCUUCGUGGACUACGUCAUCAACUCCCAGGAUGACUUGGUGUCGGGGCUGAAGCAGUUCUAUUCUUACGCUCUGCUCCCUGCUGAGUCCUUCUUCCACACGGUGCUUGACAACAGUCACAUGUGCGACAGCCUGGUGGACAAUAACCUCCGUGUGACCAACUGGAACCGUAAGCUGGGCUGUAAAUGCCAGUACAAGCACAUUGUGGAUUGGUGCGGCUGCUCCCCCAACGACUUCAAACCACAGGACCUCAUUCGCAUUCAGCAAUUGUCCCGGCCGACUUUCUUUGCACGCAAAUUCGAGUCAGCGGUGAACCAGGAAGCCAUAGAUAUCCUGGACACGCACCUGUACGGCCAGUACGCACCAGGAAGCGCGGCCAUUAAGGCGUACUGGGAGAACCUGUUUGAGCAGACGGACGGCAUCGGCUCCCUCAGCGACGUGGCGCUCACCGCCUUCUCCUCUCUGCUUCGCCUGGGCCUGAAAAGUCUCGCCACGUCUCACGGCAGCAACGAGUCCUGCAGGUUGGAACCAAUAGGCCAUCCUUUGUCGGUGCACUUGUACUUCUAUGACGACCGCUUUCAAGGCUACUUGGUCAGGCAGGAAGUCCAGACUGUGGGCUCCAAGGUCAAGGAGGCCAUCGAGACUUGGGCUGUGCCCCAGGCCACUCUGGUACUGGAGAACAAUCUUCAAAAGUUUGAAAGGCUCAAAAACAUAGAGGUUGGCACAGAAUGGGACCCCAAAGAAAGAAUCUUCCGGAACUUUGGCGGGAUCAUGGGCCCGAUGGAUGAACCCAUGGCGGUGCAGAAAUGGGCUCGCACCGGCGCCAACCUGACGGCCACCAUCGUGUGGAUAGACCCCGCCCUGGUGGUGGCAGCCUCCUAUGACAUCACCGUGGACUCGGACGAAGAAUACACCUACUACCGGCCGCUUCUGCAGCGCCCCCUGCGGCCCGGCGUCUGGUCGGUACGCAUUUUAAGGCGGUGGAAGCGUGUGGCGGAGGUUCGAUUCCUCGUAAUGCCUUUGACUUUUAUGGACAAGAAACCGCUGCGUAAAGAGGACAGUUGGAUCCAUGCAGGUCCAGCAGAGAACUCCUACAUGGACCACAGCUUCCAGCAGCUCAGCUCCAUCCUCCAGCUGCCCCCUCAGGGGCCCGCCAUGCUGCAGGCCCAGCACAACGCUCAGCUGCUGGGCCCGCCCCUCCACGCCUGGCUGGACGCCAGCGUGGCCUCCUUCUGGGAGCCGGGAGACGUGUGCGCCUCCAACGCUUCCUCCUGCCCGGCCUUGGCGCUCUGCUCCUCAACCAGCUGGAGCUCCGAGUCCCCGGACCCCAAGUCUGACCUGGGACCGGUGAAGGCCGACGGCAGGAUCAGGUAGCCCCUCCUCACCUUGCUGGAAUGUGCACUUUAGAAGACUGCAGGACCACAACAUGGUGGUCUCCUUUACUCCUUCUCAAGGCCCAAGGUAAGAUCCUCACCUGUGAUGCUUCUUUGAGAGCACGCAACUGGGAGACCUUGGACACUAAGACUUUGAAGGUCACUCCAAGGUGGUCCUACCGUGGAGUUGAAAGGUCACAUAGAUGAAUAAUUUCCUUGAGUGGUCCACAUGGUUCUUGCUGAAGGACCCGUGUGUUGUGGCCAGCAGCUCAGAAGAAGAACUGGUUUGUUGACAGCUGACUUUAAUGUUAACUACUCUGCGCGCACGCCACAUCCUCCAAGCAGAGAUGCUGAACACGGAUUCUUUGGAUCCAUGCUGCCUUUUUAUUGGCUUCCCAACAUGCAUCUUGUCUUAUUGUUGUCAAGUGCCCUUGUUGAUCUUGCACAGGAAGUGGCUUCUUGCACAGGAAGUGGCUUCAGUGAAGCCUCACGUCUGUCGGAGAGACGCAGAUGUUAUUUUUAUACUCCCUAAAACACUUUCAACUACAAUUUUAGUCAUGUCAAAUGCUUUUAUUUGGAAAAGUGGCAACACAGAACCUUUAUUUUACAGUAAAAUUCUGCUCAUUUUUACUGUAAAAUGUCAUUUUUGUUUAUGUCCAUGGUCGUAUUCUGCACCUUGUUUUUACCCUCACAUCCAAAAGUCAUACCAUUUGUUACUUUUACACUGAAAUCAUAUCAAUGGUUUUUACAGUGCAUUACUGUGAAUUUAAAUAUAGACCAUCAAAUCUACACUUUUUUACAGUGCAUUGCUGUAAAAUAA